Cheilinus undulatus (humphead wrasse) is the source of this 1993-nucleotide messenger RNA. Its product is annotated as cytochrome P450 4B1. NCBI's taxonomy places the organism in Eukaryota, Metazoa, Chordata, Actinopteri, Labriformes, Labridae. Bases 143 to 1681 code for a protein of 512 amino acids. Gene Ontology annotation, molecular function: heme binding; iron ion binding; oxidoreductase activity, acting on paired donors, with incorporation or reduction of molecular oxygen. The transcript is spliced from 12 exons. The record is from RefSeq and is a predicted model, not a curated record.
UAACCACCGAAGACAACGUCAACCCCAUCAACUCGACUUUCUGUCUCACUUGUACGCACUUUACGUAGUAACCUUAAAAGAGGUCACCUUUUGCUGUUGUCGGAAGUUUCUCUCCGGAGCGGUAUUCAGAAGCAUCGCAGGCAUGGAGUUAACAGCAGCGUUGGUGAAGUUUCAGUUGGACCACUUGCAUCUCUUGUUUGCUCUUGUUUGCCUCGUCGCCGUCGUCUACAAGUUGAGCACUUUGCUUGCUAAAAGAGCUCACACCCUGCGAGUUACUGAGGCUUUUCCAGGACCGCAGAGACACUGGCUUUUUGGGAAUUUAUUGGCGUUCACAGAAGGGAAGGAAUUUGAAAACGUUGUGAAAUGGACCAAGAAGUAUCCGUACAUGUUCCCAGUGUGGUUGGGUCCCUUUGUCUGUUCCUUCACCAUCAACCAUCCUGAUUAUGUAAAAACCAUUCUUUCAUCAUCAGAGCCAAAGGAUGAUUUUGCAUAUAAAUUCCUUUUGUCCUGGAUCGGGGAUGGGCUUUUGACAUCAAAAGGUCAGAAGUGGUUUCGGCACAGAAGGCUCCUGACCCCAGGUUUCCAUUAUGAUGUUCUAAAACCAUACGUCAAACUGAUGUCAGAUUCUGCCAAAACUAUGUUGGACAAAUGGGAAAGUUAUGCAACCACCAACAAGUCUUUUGAAUUGUUUGAACAUGUGAGCCUGAUGACACUGGACUCCAUUAUGAAGUGUGCCUUCAGUUAUGACAGCAACUGUCAACUGCAGAGUGGAAAAAAUCAAUACAUCAAUGCAGUGUACGAGCUAAGCAUUAUAAUAAACCAGCGUGUUCGUACGUUUCCCUACCACAACGAUCUGAUUUUCUACUUGAGCCCACUUGGAUACAGAUACAGAAAAGCCUGCAAAGUGGCUCACAGUCACACAGCGGAGGUCAUACGAAAGAGGAAAGAAGCACUGAAAAAUGAGAAGGACCUAGAGAGCAUUAAGAAAAAGAGGCACUUGGAUUUCCUGGACAUCCUCCUUCAAGCAAAAGAUGAGAAGCAGCAGGGUUUGUCAGAUGAAGAUAUGCGAGCAGAGGUGGACACCUUCAUGUUUGAGGGCCAUGACACCACAGCUAGUGGCCUCUCUUUCAUCCUCUACAGUCUGGCCUGCCACCCGGAGCACCAGAAGUUGUGCAGGGAAGAAAUCAAUCAAGUCCUGGAUGGAAAGGACACCAUAGAGUGGGAGGAUCUCAGUAAAAUCCCAUACACUACCAUGUGUAUAAAGGAGUCCCUCCGUCUCUACCCUCCUGUUCCAGGAAUUUCCAGAAAAAUCACCAAACCUUUAACUUUCUUUGAUGGAAGGACUUUGCCAGCAGGUACUCAGGUCGGAACGAGUGUGUUUGGGAUUCACAGGAACGCAACCGUUUGGGAAAACCCUGAUGUCUAUGAUCCACUACGUUUCCUACCAGAGAAUGUUUCCAAGAGAUCACCUCAUGCGUUUGUGCCUUUCUCAGCUGGACCAAGAAACUGCAUUGGUCAGAACUUCGCCAUGAAUGAGAUGAAAGUAGUGACAGCAAUGACACUAAAGAGAUACCAUCUGAUUGAGGACACAACUACAAAACCCAUGAUCCUUCCCAGACUGGUGCUUCGCUCUCUCAACGGCAUCCACAUCAAGAUCAAACCGGUGGAUCCAGGGGAAUAAAGAGAAAUAACCACAGGAAAUACUAAUGGAAACACUGUACACUAUUCAGAAAGGGAAAUUUUUGAGAAGCUAUAAUGAUUUCUCGCAUUUUUAAAGAUUUUGCACUGACAUAAAAUCAGAAACAGAUAAUGAAAACAAAUUGAAAUAAACCAUGCCUUUGUAUUGAUUGUCAUUUUCUUACACCAGCACAGCCUUUAAAGUAGCACUUUAUUUUUGUGAAGAAAUUUGAGCUCCAGAACAUUGUUCUUGGAAAUUGGCAGUUAUUGAGCUUGUAAUAAAUCUUUGGGGAAAAAAAGAACUUUCUUUCCAUUG